AUGGUCGACCGUAGCUUUGUUUUGGUUGUCCCAAAUUUUGUCGUGGCUUUCGCGUUAGCCUUGGCCUCCGUUGGUCCCAUUCGAUCUCGCCUGAUCAGCAAGGCCAAGUUUGAUCUCUUCAUCGGUCCACUCAAUACCGUUGUUCAGCUAUUCUUCGCGCUGAGCCUGAUGGCGUUGGUCAGUCCGAAUGUAUCCCAGAAGACCGAGACAACCAUUGUCGAACGUGCGGCCCUCUUCGUCCAAAGCACAUUGCAGGUUGGUCGUUUGAUCUACCUCAUAGUGGAAUGCUGUGUCACGAAGCUUUGGAUUAGAGCGCUGGUGUGGGUGUCCUGGCUCACUGUCAGCGUCGGAACUUUUGUUCUCUCGGUCGUCUUUCCUCUCCGGUCAAUUGAAUUAUGGGGAUCCAUCUCCUUCUCAGCCUGCAUUGCUGUCAACGGCCUGGUCACGAUAUGGUUGGUUAUGCGAGUGUUGUGGAAAAUCCAGAAAAGGACUCCAAAAACUUGGAAUCCGCUACGCCAGGCCAUCCCGAGCCAGAACCUCGUCUACUUCGAAAUCCUCCGCUCUGUUGUCGAUAUUGUGUUCGCCGUCGUCCCAGCACGCGAGCUGUGGUCAUACAACGAUUGGGUGCCCUACUACGCCUUGCAGAUCCUUAUCUCGACCAUCCUGAGGGCCUUGGGUACUGUCCCCCAACUUCUACGCUUCUGGCUAGGUGUCAAAGCGGUGCCCAAUCCUUCAUCCGGCGAAAGAGGCGCGAUCAGAGAUCAGCGGGCCACAGGAAAGGAAAGUGGAUGUGAGCUGGGCACCGGCACCGGUCUGAAGACCAAAAGCACGGCAGCGGACAAAGUUCCGCUAAAGCAGGCCAUCAGUUUGCAAAUGCUGCCUAGGAAGAGUGAAAUGGACAUCACGAACGUCUCGACCAGUCCGGCACAGUCAGGGUUUCCAUCCGAAGUUCAUCGUGAGAUAUAA
Messenger RNA from Fonsecaea erecta, 966 nucleotides. RefSeq lists its product as hypothetical. The transcript has 4 exons. The record is from RefSeq and is a predicted model, not a curated record. Bases 1 to 966 code for a protein of 321 amino acids. NCBI's taxonomy places the organism in Eukaryota, Fungi, Ascomycota, Eurotiomycetes, Chaetothyriales, Herpotrichiellaceae.